Molecule: messenger RNA, 1947 nt
Organism: Closterium sp. Naga37s-1
Lineage: Eukaryota; Viridiplantae; Streptophyta; Zygnematophyceae; Desmidiales; Closteriaceae
Source: the annotation of a GenBank genome assembly
AUGGGCAGCGAUCCAUUAGUCGACACGAGCACCAACGAAGCAACAGAAGCGGCCAGCAAUGUCCUGCCUGACAGCAACAAGCAGGCAGCAGACGCGACCAGCAAUGUCCUGCCUGACAGCAACAAGCAGGCAGCAGACGCGGCCAGCAAUGUCCUGCCUGACAGCAACAAGCAGGCAGCAGACGCGGCCAGCAAUGUUCUGCCUGACAGCAACAAGCAGGCAGCAGACGCGGCCAGCAAUGUCCUGCCUGACAGCAACAAGCAGGCAGCAGACGCGGUCAGCAAUGUCCUGCCUGACAGCAACAAGCAGGCAGCAGACGCGGCCAGCAAUGUCCUGCCUGACAGCAACAAGCAGGCAGCAGACGCGGCCAGCAAUGUCCUGCCUGACAGCAACAAGCAGGCAGCAGACGCGGCCAGCAAUGUCCUGCCUGACAGCAACAAGCAGGCAGCAGACGCGGCCAGCUAUGUCCUGCCUGACAGCAACAAGCAGGCAGCAGACGCGGCCAGCAAUGUCCUGCCUGACAGCAACAAGCAGGCAGCAGACGCGGGCAGCAAUGUCCUGCCUGACAGCAACAAGCAGGCAGCAGACGCGGGCAGCAAUGUCCUGCCUGACAGCAACAAGCAGGCAGCAGACGCGGCCAGCAAUGUCCUGCCUGACAGCAACAAGCAGGCAGCAGACGCGGCCAGCAAUGUCGUGCCUGACAGCAACAAGCAGGCAGCCGACGCGGCCAGCAAUGUCCUGCCUGACAGCAACAAGCAGGCAGCAGACGCGGCCAGCAAUGUCCUGCCUGACAGCAACAAGCAGGCAGCAGACGCGGCCAGCAAUGUCCUGCCUGACAGCAACAAGCAGGCAGCAGACGCGGCCAGCAAUGUCCUGCCUGACAGCAACAAGCAGGCAGCAGACGCGGCCAGCAAUGUCCUAUCUGAGAAAGCAACGGAGGCGGGCGGCGAGGCAGUGAAGGAGGCGGGCGGCGAGGCAGUGAAGGAGGCGGGCGGCGAGGCAGUGAAGGAGGCGGGCGGCGAGGCAGUGAAGGAGGCGGGCGGCGAGGCAGUGAAGGAGGCGGGCGGCGAGGCAGUGAAGGAGGCGGGCGGCGAAGCAGUGAAGGAGGCGGGCGGCGAGGCAGUGAAGGAGGCGGGCGGCGAGGCAGUGAAGGAGGCGGGCGGCGAGGCAGUGAAGGAGGCGGGCGGCGAGGCAGUGAAGGAGGCGGGCGGCGAGGCAGUGAAGGAGGCGGGCGGGGAGGCUGUGAAGGAGGCGGGAAACGAGGGAGACAGCACCCCUGACGAAGACAGCACCCCUGGCGAAGACAGCACCUCUGGCGAUGAGAACAACCCUGGCGAUGAGAACACCGCCGGCGAAGACAGCACCCCUGGCGAAGACAGCACCCAUGGCAAAGGCAGCACCCCAGGCAAAGGCAACACCCGUGGCAAAGGCAGCACCCCAGGCAAAGGCAACACCCGUGGCAAAGGCAGCACCCCAGGCAAAGGCAACACCCGUGGCAAAGGCAAUACCCGUGGCAAUGUCAGCACCCCUGGCAAAGGCAACACUCGUGGCAAAGGCAGCACCCGUGGCACCCGAGUGGCGGUGGUGGGUACGAGGAUGAAGGUGCAGGGGCGCUCCUUUGCCUUCACCUCCUCCCGCUGUGUCGCCAUUCGGGGCGGGGCGGGGCGCGGGAAGAAGAAGGUGCAGGUGGCAUGGCAGCAGGCGGGGAAGGCGGCAUGCAAGGAGAUCCAGUUCUUUGCUGCGCCGGACUGCAAGGGAACGGCCGUGGACACUCUCGUGAAGGGCAAGGGGUCGAAGGCGAUUGCCUCAUCAGUGAAGUCUGCUCGCUGUGCCACUGGGUCAAACGUUAGUAAGUGCCCCACCUUCCCCCGCUCCCCCUCGUCCCUCCCGCUUUGCCCGCUUCUCCCUGUUUCUUGCCUGUAUGCAGAGGACGCCCCAGAGGAGUAA